AUGCCAAGCAGGGUAGUUUGUUUUGUGUGUGGCAAUAUAGGUGCUGAUUUGCCUCUUAAUAUUAAACAAAAGGAUAAAGGACCUUACUUUCCGUUCCUAGAACAACAUGAACCACCUAAAGGCUCUCGAUUACCUGGUGCUGAUGGUAUUGUGGAUAGUUGUAAAGUUUGUUAUUCAUUUUUGAGACAACAAUGGGACUCUUAUGAAAGAAAUAAAACUCCAGCUAUAAAGCGAUUAUAUUGGUUAAAACGAUCAGAUAAUGGUCAUUUUACAGGAGCUGAGAUGAAGUUCCAAGGAGAGUACAUGGCUCAAGUCAUGGGUCUACAGUAUCAAACAAAUGAUGGUUAUGAACCAGUCAGCCCUGAGGAUGCCUCUUAUUCAAGAGAUGGAUUACCAAGAUCUCAACUGCCUCAUCAAUCACAGCCGUCCAGAUCAAAAGUGUACAAGGAUGUCCCAUCUAACAAUCCUGAUGGAGCUUUAGAUUUAUCAGUCACGAACAAACCAUCUGAAACUAGACCAAAUUCGUCCAAAGGUUCUUUAAGCCAAAAAGAUGUUUUUGUUUGCUUUACAUGUGCUCUUGACAGUCAACUCUCAAACUGCAAGAUUGUAUCUGCCAUCAAACAUGCUGCUAAUGAACCUUAUUUUCCAUUUUUAGAAACUUUAGCGCCCCCUCGAGGAUCUACACCUCUUAAUCACCAGGGUGUCACAAGGGUAUGUAAUGGUUGUUUUGAAUCAUUAGUUACUCAAUGGCUAUCAUAUGAACGAGCUGGUACUCCUUUAAGUGCAAGACUUUAUAAAAUGAAAGAAAACUAUAUUGGACUUUCUUCUUCACUCACUACAGAAAUGUCAAGAAAAGAUAAAACAAGUGGAACAGAAAUAUGUUAUUUAUGUGGUCAGCCCUGGCCAUGUGCUUCUGUUAAACCCUUAUUUAUAUCUGGAAGUAAAAAUCAAAUGUUUUUUCCGUUUAUCAGAGAAUUAAGGCGACCUCAAGGUGCAAGACCUUUGAAUCCAGAUGGAUCUGUUUUAUGCUGCACAAAUUGCCACACAAAUUUACAAACUCAGUGGCAACAUUAUGAAUUGGAGCAACUACCACCGUUAAAAAGAAGAUACUCUUUGCUCCCAAUAAAUGGAAGAGAUGCCGUCCAUGAGCCUCCAAAUAAUGACCGCCCAAAUGUAGAAGAUGGUGAAUCUAGCAACUCUAAAAGUUCAUUGAAAAGUUCAGAUGUCACUCAACCUUUGAAUAUCCACAUUAGUAAAAGUCCUCAAACUGCUGUAUCAGGGGGAAACCAUGGUUUGUUAGCUAUUGCUGCUCAACCAUCACGUUCACUGGAUACGGGUGGACAAACAACCUGCACUUCGUCACCAAGUAAGCUAGACAGGCAACAAUCUGGAGCUCAGCAACCAACUAAUACCAUACCCCACCCUUUACAACAGGCCAGUUCCUUACCUAAGAAAGUAUGUUUUAUUUGCGGUGAGAAGUCUUUGAUAACCAAAGCUCAUAUGCUGUGCUCUUAUCCCACCCGUCAUGAAGCCAAAUCACACAAUAGUAUUGUCUUGCCUUUUUUCCCAUUUUUAGCAAACCGGGAUAAUGCACCAAAUUCAGAUCCGAUGACAGAUGAUGGAACAGUUAUAUCCUGUACUUAUUGCUUCCAUAGCUUACUCAUGCAAUGGAAAGAAUAUGAAGAAUCAAACAAUCCAACUGAUCAAAAUCGAUGGCUACGCAAAUAUAGCGUUUCAGAUUUUGUCUGUUAUGUUUGUGGCAAGUCAGUGGAAAAAUGUAAAGUCAGAACUUUAGAAGUGAUAAAGUUUCCUUUCCUUAAAGAACACAAGGCACCUCCAUAUUCUCUAAUAAUUGAUAAUGGUGAAGGAAUUGCUUCCUGUGAUACAUGUUAUUAUAGUCUGAUGCAUCAGAAUGCAGAAUAUGAAAGAAUGGGUGUACCUGUUGAAUUACGUAAAUACAAUUGGAUGCAACAACCACCAAAUAUUGAGGAGAUAUCAUAUGAUGGCUGUGAUCAACAGAUGAGAACUGAAGAAGUAGUUAUUUGUCAUGAUAUGGAAGAGAAAUCUAACAGCUCAUCAUAUUUAAAUCGUAAACAGCAAGAGAGAGAAGGUAUUAGAGACUGCAGAGUAGUGACAUGGUAA
Messenger RNA from Lottia gigantea (owl limpet), 2142 nucleotides. RefSeq lists its product as hypothetical. Lineage: Eukaryota; Metazoa; Mollusca; Gastropoda; Lottiidae. The transcript has 3 exons. The coding region runs from base 1 to 2142 and encodes 713 amino acids. The record is from RefSeq and is a predicted model, not a curated record.